GCGGGACGGGGGCAAUUUCUGUCCCAUUCAGACACAGAGCUAGUAAAAAUAAAAAUAAAAGCGGGGACCUUGUUUAAGUAAAGAAAAUGGAUUAUAGCAGACAACACGGACAAAAUAUGGACACCAGAGAAAGGAAGAGACUUCACAGGGAAUCUGUUUGGCUACAGGAUCACUGCCUCCCCAAGGGACCGUCAACAAAGGAUCCGUGUAAAGAAGGAACCAGGCUUACUGACAGCAAAGAGAGGAGAUCUUCAGUGGCACACAUCAGAUCUGUCAGGGACAAAAGGCCAUUGGCCACGAACCAACAGGCAAAUCUCAGAGCUGGUAGACUCAGAGCUGGUAGACCUGCUGAGAGGAACUGGGAGAAAGCUGUCAGAAAAAGUUCUUCAGCUGGAGUUAAAGUGGCCUCAGUGGUCAAAACCACUGUAAAGAAUGGUACAGAACCUGCACAGAAAAAAAGGAGGAAAAUUCACCCAUCUGGUUUCAGAGGAAAAGGUCAACUCAAACUGACAGUUACUCCGGGCAGCGGGUGGCUCUAUGUCCAAAUUUUGGAGGCCAGGGGACUCAUGGGAAGAGAGUACAAACCAUGCGACUCAUAUGUAAAGAUAAGUAUUGCUCCAGAUGUUGACCACAGGAAGCGAUGGAAGACCAGGACCGUUCUAGACAGCAAGAGUCCUGUUUUCAACGAGACGUUUAUGUUAGAUGUGGAUGAAGACGAUCAGAAGAAGAGGCUGUUGUUAACAGUGUGGAAUCGCAGUCGAACUUCCAGGCGCAGUGACUUCCUGGGCUGUAUGAGUUUUGGUGUCCACUCCCUCAUCACCUCAUCUAAGGAGAUCAGAGGUUGGUAUUAUCUCCUGGGAGAGGAGCUGGGCAGGAGCAAACAUCUGAAAGUGGCCUCGCGUCGCAUCAGACAGACCGCUGAAGCUGCUGCAUCCAACUAUGAAGCUGGACCCGAGACCACAAGUCCAGAGAACAUGCAGUCAUUUACAGUAACCAUUUUGAGAGGAAAAGAUGGUUUUGGCUUCACCAUCUGCUCUGACUCCCCUGUACGGGUCCAGGCUGUUGAUCCAGGUGGUCCAGCUCACCAGGCGGGUUUACAGCAGCUGGACACAUUACUGCAGCUGAACGGCCAGCCGGUUGAACACUGGAAGUGUGUGGAUCUGGCUCAUGCCAUCAGGAAUUGCUGUAAUGAGAUCACAGUGGUGGUUUGGAGGACAGUGCCUAUUAUGAAGCCUUAUUACGAGGGGCUUAUCCACAGGCCUUCCUACAAACCCUCCGGAUUUGAUUCUCUCUCAACGGCAAAGACUCAAAGCAAAACCCCACCUUUACUCUCUCGACCCACCAAACACAAACAGGGUCGUCGUAAGAAAGGAAGCGGUUCUGAUAACACGGGAAACGGAGAAGGAGAGUCGCUGUGGUCUUGGACUGGCAAACGAGAAGAAAAUGACUACAAAACGCGCACACAGACCCUCAAAGGGACCCGCGUGACAUCUUCAAACGGCGACAACUAUAUCAUCCUCUCUCCUGUCAGUCCUGGAAACCAGAUCUUGCAGCCGGUGUAUUCUGACUCCAAUGGCACACUGGGAACUCUGGGAAGAAUCUAUCAGACUGGCAGAGGACUGCAGCAGAGCCCAGACUACCUGCAGAAUGGGGGGCUGCAAGCACAAGCCACCUUGUGCAGGUCGAUGAACAGUAAGACCACCAGCAUGCCUCCUUCAUCCUACAGACAGAGCUUUGCCAACUACCAGAACUGCACCAUCGUCCAGUCCCACCUGCCUCACUCCAACUAUGGCACAUACGUCAGCCUGGCCCCCAAGAUUCUCAUCUUCCCAGUUUUUGUUCAGCCGCUGGACCUUUGCAGCCCUGAGAGAGUCCUGAUGUUGUCAGAGGAAAUGAUUCUUCAUGACAGUAAACACAUAGCUCUUAAGGUUACAGUGUUCAUCUACACGGACCUGAUGCUGUUGACCAGGGAAGAUGAACCGGGCCGGUGUAAUGUCCUACAGAGUCCACUUUACCUCCAUGAGAUACAGCUGCAGGACGUUCCUGCAGACAAACUGCGCCUGUACAUCUCCUACUGGAUAGAGAGGACCGAAUGUCUGUUCAGCCUGGAAGCCUUUUCAUCCGAGCAGAAGAGGAGGGUCGUUCAGUGUCUGAGAGACAAUAUUGACAAGCAGCUCACCCUGAGGGACAGAAUAGGCCCCGACCAGAUGCUGGAACCAAAAGCAGCUGAACAGGCUGAUCUGGGUCUGCUGGGCUUCAGCCCUCACAGUGUGUCUGAGCCCUGUUCCCCAUCAUGCCCCUCUGCAUCGCCCAUCAUGAGAAGAACCAACUGCAGCUCUCCAGCUCAGCGGCUCUCAUACCCAGACCUGCACUGCAGCACCGGAGACGCCAACCAAACCUCUCCGACCUCUCGAGAUGCCUGCAAACCUCCAUACCUGGACACCUCCGAGAUCUGGAAGGACAGACAGAAGGAGGUGAAAGGAGGUGGCCAAGUGUCAGAACUGGAGAAAAGGGAGCAGGGGGAGGGAGAGAGUGCUUCUGAGACCAUCAGUGUUGGCGCCAGACCUACAUCGUCAUCGUCAUCUUCCUCACCUCUAGUCAUUCCCAGGCUGAUCCUGGAUCGUUCCUUCAACACAGAUGCUUUGACCUCACCGUCAACUGACGAUGAUGAAGAGGAGGAGGAGGAAGAUGAUGAGGACGCAGAUGAAGGCUUUCUGAAAAGGAGGAGUAUGGUGGAAUCAUCUCCUAGCAGUGGGCAGCAGAGCGGGGGCUUGUGUGUGCAGAGGUCCCUCCACAGACGGACGCACAGCGAGGGCAGUUUGCUGCAGGAGCCUCGGUCUCCUCGCUUCAUCUCCGAUCAGGCCAUCGACUGCAUAGAGGCCAAGCGGGAACCUUCGGAGCGCUGGGCGGUUCCCUCCCCGCAGACCCUGAGGAAAGAGCUCACCAAGAACGGAGGAUCCGUCCACCAGAUCUGCCUGCUCUUCACUGGAAGAAGGGUUUGUGGCAAGCCGAACUGUAAAUGUGACACAGGAAAAACUGGUGUCAAAAAGAAGAAAUCCAAGAAUUUGGCCAAAGACAUGAAAAACCGCCUGACUUUUCUGCGGAAGAAGACCAACGACAGACAUGGAAGCAAUCCAGCCAGCAAGCUUGAGAAAGUCCUCAAGUCAGACAAACCGACUCCAGAGGAAGCUCUCAGAUGGGCAGAGUCACUUGAUGCACUGCUUUCCCACAAAUAUGGCCCAUUGGUUUUCCGCUCCUUCCUGCAAACAGAGUUUAGUGAAGAGAAUCUGGACUUUUGGUUGGCCUGUGAGGACUUCAAGAGGAUCAAAUCACUGUCCAAAAUGGCAACCAGAGCAAAGAAGAUAUUCACGGAGUACAUCUCCAUACAGUCCUGUAAAGAGGUUAAUCUGGACUCGUACACCAGGGAGCACAUCAAGGAAAACAUGGAGAACAUCUGUGCAGACUGCUUUGACCUGGCUCAGAGCAGAAUCUUUGGACUAAUGGAAAGAGACUCAUACCCUCGAUUCCUCCGCUCUGACAUUUACCUGGAGUUAACCAACCAAAAGAGACCCAGCUCUGUUACAGAUCCGUCUUAAAGCUAUGACGACAAACCGUAGACGUUGAACUUUUUAGAUCAGUAUUGCUGGAGACAUAGUAGAACAGGACGUGUCUACAAUCACAAAAUCCACUGAUGCACAGCUUCAUAUUGAAACGUCACUCAAUUAAGUACCUUGGAGAGCUCAGCCCGAUGGAUCAUUGUUUGGACAGGUUUAAGAUGCUUCUGUGCUGCACCCUGUUGGACGGUUGCGGCAAUAUGAUGACAAUAUCGCGUUAUGAAUAUGCUGGAAAUGUUGACUCAAAUCUAUUUGCCAGUGCCCAAAAUGCCUUGCUACCUGAUGACCCACUGGCAGUACAGAGAGGAUGCAAUGCAUGAUGGGUAUAGGGAAAAAAAGAGAAAUUUUGGUACCGUUUUGUUCAGCUUUACCAAGAGACUUUUCACUUUUCUUUCCUGCACAGACCUCAGCAUACUCCACUUUUACAAAGAUCCUAGUGAGAUGACAUUGGAUGGAACUAAGUAUUAGUUAACAUUAAUGUCCUUUUUUAUCUGAGUCGCAGCUGACAGCAUGUUUAUAUUCUCUCAAUACUAAUGACAGAACACUAAUUCUUAUUACUUUCAAGGGCUUUGGUAACAUUUCCUCAUCUGUUCUUCAUGUAGUGGUCCCAUGGCUCCUAACCCCUUAAGUGCAAUAUACAAUUAGUUAUUCUUAUUAAUAUUUCUUUAACAAAACAGUAUAUUAAAGGGGUCAGAAGUGUAUAUAUAUAUAUAUAUACACACACAAUUGUACAAAUGCUCUCCCAAAAUGCAUCACACAGGCUUAUUAAGCGAACGAAAAUGUGAUUUUCUGAUGUAAAUAACAGGCCGAGAUAUAUGGAUUAACAGUUAUAGUGAUGUUAAAACUAAAGGUAUUCUGUUUGUUGUCGUUGCUAUUAGACGGUUGAUCACACAUCAGAAACCAGAAUAACAUAACAAGAAGAUGCCAGAGUUUCUGUUUAAUAGUGGCUUAACAUAGAGAAGCAUGUGUUGUACAUAGACGUAUGUGUUCUGUGUUGAUUUACACGUUUAUUUACCAGAUAGACUCAUGUUUGGCAAAUACAGUGUCAGUUUCCUCCUGCCUUCAUCCUAACAUUCUCCUUCCUUCUGUAAUAAUAUAUUUUGUAUUUAUUUGUGUGGACAUAUUUCACUCACCGCUGCCUUCAUAUUGUAACAUACUCUCAUCAAAUAAAAUGACAUUCAAGCAUGA
Molecule: messenger RNA, 4802 nt
Organism: Carassius auratus (goldfish)
Lineage: Eukaryota; Metazoa; Chordata; Actinopteri; Cypriniformes; Cyprinidae
Product: regulator of G-protein signaling 3-like
Exons: 25
Coding region: 87-3596 (1169 amino acids)
Cellular component (GO): nucleus; plasma membrane
Molecular function (GO): protein binding
Source: RefSeq, a predicted model, not a curated record